Molecule: messenger RNA, 3467 nt
Organism: Nicotiana tabacum (common tobacco)
Lineage: Eukaryota; Viridiplantae; Streptophyta; Magnoliopsida; Solanales; Solanaceae
Product: putative late blight resistance protein homolog R1B-14
Biological process (GO): defense response to other organism
Molecular function (GO): ADP binding
Source: RefSeq, a predicted model, not a curated record
GCAUUUAUUAAAAGUCUUCUCUUUACAUUCUUUGUAGUAUUCCCAUUGCUUAUCCUUCUAGUUUCAAAUCAAAGAACCAAAUUUGAGCUUAUUGUUGACUGUUCAUCUUUUCUUCCAUUCCUCCCUUCUCUAUCUUGAGAAAGAACAUCAAGUCAUUAAAGUAAAGGACGCGAUGAUUGGCUUUGAGAUAGAGACUGAGAUGCUGAUGGAGAAACUUGUGACAGGGCCUCGACAAUUAGAUGUGAUCUCAAUUUUCGGAAUGCCAGGACUUGGAAAAACAACUUUGGCUAAGAGAUUGUAUGAUCAUGAAUCUAUUUCCAAUCGUUUUGAUAUUCGCUUGUGGUGUUGUUCUUCCCAAUCUUAUGAUAAGAAAUCUCUCUUGUUUGAAUUAUUGAAUCAUAUUUGUAAGCUUGAUACUAGUACCAAAGAAAAGAGUGAUGAUGAACUAGCUGAGAAGCUCUACAAACAUUUGAAGGGAAAGAGGUACCUUAUUGUUGUCGAUGAUGUGUGGAGUCAAGAGGCAUGGGAUGAUAUAAAGAGACCGUUUCCAGAUGAUGAUAAAGGAAGUAGAAUUAUUUUGACGACCAGACUUGAAUCAAUCGCCACAUAUGCCAUGAUCGAUUCGAGUCCUCAUUUCCUUCGCUUGUUCACAGAAGAAGAAAGUUGGAUGCUACUGAAGGAGAAAGUAUUCAAUGAAGACAAUUAUUGUCCACAAGAACUCGAGGAGACCGGUAAGCAAAUAGCGAGUAAGUGUGGAGGAUUACCCCUUGCAAUUGUAUUGGUGGCGGGUCUUCUUGCAAAAAAUGAUAAGGAAGUAAUUUACUGGCAAGAAGUUGGUGAAAGUUUGAAAUCAAAAAUCCAAGGUUGCAUGGAUAUAGUUGAAUCGAGUUACCAACACUUACCCAUUCAUUUGCAGAAAUGCUUUCUCUAUUUUUCUUCAUUUUUAGAAGACCAGAAAGUUCCUGUUCAAAAACUGAUACGACUAUGGAUGGCAGAAAAUUUUGUUGAAGCUAGUAGUACAUCGAAGAGCUUAGAAAUGAUUGCCAUGGAUUACUUGAUGGAUUUAAUUAGCAGCAACCUUGUAAUGGUGGCCAAAAUAAAUUCCUUAGGGGAAGUUAAAGCCGUCCAUAUUCAUGAUUUAGUACAUGAAUUUAGUUUCGUAAAAGCUAAAAAGGAGAACUUUUUGCUGCGAAUAAAUGGAAUAGGUGCAUUUUGUUCAUCUCGCAGAAGUUGGCUAAGGAGAAUCGGUCUUGGUAUAUUUCCAUCGUCUGAGAGUCGCUUUAAACGCGUGAAUAUUUUACCUUCUCAAGUGCUUCUUGGAGAAAAAUUUAGACUUGGAAAAAAUAUCAACACCCUACGAUUCCUUCCUAGUGUAUAUUCUCCUAUUGUUGAUUAUGAUUUGACUUGGAAACAUCUAGGAGUAUUAGAUUUGGGUUCCGUAAGGCUACGUCAGACACUUGUAGAUGCUUUACAACAUCUGAUUCAUUUGAAGUAUUUGGAGUUACAGUUGUGUUUUCAUAACAUUCCACAUUCAAUAUGCAACCUGAAGAAGCUCGAGACAUUUAUAGUGUUUGGAUACCAUGAUCAACCCUGCAUUCCCGUUACCAUUUGGAGUAUGACAAGCUUGAGACAUCUGCAUAUAACUCCUCUAUAUACCUAUCAGCCGUUACACAAUCUUGACAACUUGCAAACAUGUUCCGAUCUGGUUAUUUUUCCUGGGGUGUAUUACCAAAAUUUUAUGAAAAGAUUUCCCUAUCUUGAAAAGCUCAGUUGUCAAUUAUAUAGUUCACGAAACUCGUCUAGCAAUUUCUUUCCUAGUUUUGACUCUCUUAGUCAACUGAAUUCUCUCAAGAUUGGUGUCUCUGGGGAAUUGGUAGAUCCCUAUGGUUUUGAAGACUUUACAUAUCCGUCAAACCUCAAGAAAUUAACUUUAGCAUGUCUUGAACUCCCCUGGAGUAGAAUCUUAACCAUCAGCACCUUAUCCAACCUUGAAGUUCUGAAACUAGAAGGAAAUGCCUUCAGAGGGAGACAAUGGGACGUUAAGGAUGGGGAGUUUCCUAACCUUAAAGUUUUGAAAUUAAAGGAUCUACGAAUCUCAGAAUGGACUGCCUCUGAUGACUCGUAUCCCAGCCUACAGAAAGUACUUGUGCAAUGGUGUUGGAACCUAGAGGAAAUCCCUGAAAGCUUUGGAAGCAAGUGUACGAUGCAAAUGAUUGAGGUAAGAUCAUGUCGCUACUCUGUUGUAAAUGCUGCCCUCAAAAUUAAGGAAACACAAAUUGAGGAGAUGGGGAAUUCUCAAUUCAAGGUCAUUAUUUGUAAAUGAAAGUCAAUAGUCUUGAUCAGACGAGUCGUUCAGUUAGAUAACCUUGUUUUAUGUUCUGGAAAUUAAAGCAGAUGCUACACAUGGUAUGCAAGGACCUCCUGUUAUUUGGUUGAUCUAGUACUUUUAAUGUGCUAUUAUUCGAUUUUAAUCUUGAUUAAGGUGUGAUCAAUAUUAGAAAAGGUUCAUUUGAAGGGGUUUGGUGCACCCCCUAUAGUUCAUAAGAACUUGAUCUUUUACAGCUUAUAAAUUGCAAUUCUGCAAAAGCUACUUCACCUUUUGCAUGGGUCAAGUCAAUGAUUAAUAACAUCGCCUCUAUAGUUGCUGCAACCGGCUUUUACCCAUCUGAGUGUGAUUUUUCACUUGAAUUGAAAGAUGAAAGGAAAGGAAUAUUGGCCCCUGAAUGAGUGCAACUCCAUACUCUAAUGGUGUUCACUGAUACUCUAAUGUCUAGCUGUGCUGCGACAUGAAUUCCAAGUUCAAAACAGAUGGUGAAAAGGAUAGUAUGUAUUAUUAAGCAAUAUUCCUGAUAUAUCUGCAACUGGAUAACACCCCCAAGUAGAGGCGGACACAGAAUUUGAAGGUCAUGGGUACAUUUUUUGAGUCAACUAAAAUCUACUUUGUAUAUAGGAUGUCCACUACUAAUAUAUCAUUAUUUUCUAAAGACAUAUACAUGUAUACAUGAAAUUUUUUUCCUAACUUUACGGGUACCGAUGAUCCCUCUAUGUAUAGCAUAGGUCCGCCGAGAGGCGGAUCUAGGAGUUUAGUUCUACGGGUUUAGUAUUUAAAGUUAUGGGUUCAUAUCUAUUAUUUAUUGCAAUUUUAGUAAUUUUUUAUACAUAAAUUUAUGCUCUGCGUUGAAAGAACUGGGUUCAGUGGGUUCUAUACUGCAUCCGCCACUGGGUCCGCCUCUGCCCCCAAGAAGUUCUACUGGCCACCUUAAACUCUUUUCUUUAAUGCAAAUGUUUUCAGUGGUUAUUUCUCAUUAUUAGUAGCUGUUACAAUGUUUGAUAAGAAGGGGAAGAAAAAGAAACUGCACCUAUAUUAGUCCGCAAUUCAUAGUUGUUGUACAGGUUGCCAUAUGCUUCAGAACCUUCAUUAUUUGGUAUUUAUCUUGGAUUGAACUGUUACUUUAUAGUACUGAAGU